Molecule: messenger RNA, 483 nt
Organism: Darwinula stevensoni
Lineage: Eukaryota; Metazoa; Arthropoda; Ostracoda; Podocopida; Darwinulidae
Source: the annotation of a GenBank genome assembly
AUCAAGCCUUCUCUGGAGGGUGAAGGACCAGCUGCAUUUUACAUUGCUGGAUCACAUGAUGGCAGUCGACCUGGGAUCUGCUAUGUCAACACAACUGAUUACAAAUCACAGCCCAAAUUUGAGAUGGUGGCCCUGGCCCUGCAUGAGGGGAAUCCAGGGCAUCAUCUGCAAACCACUCACCUCCUCGAGAUGGAGGGCCUUCCUGCAUUCCGCAGAUUCCUGGAGGAUCGACAUUACGGCAUCAUGCCAUCCAGAUUCACCUUCUACACAGCUUACAUUGAGGGCUGGGGCCUCUACAGUGAGCGGCUUGGUGAUGACCUCCACCUCUACGAUGACCCUUACAUGAAGUUUGGGAUGCUGUCGAUGGAUGCGCUCCGUGCAUCCCGUCUUGUGGUGGACACCGGACUGCAUGCAUUCGAUUGGGCGCCCGAGAAGGCAGUGAACUUCAUGCUGGCUCACACUGCUGCCUCUAAGCGCACUUGU